Molecule: messenger RNA, 5194 nt
Organism: Salvelinus fontinalis (brook trout)
Lineage: Eukaryota; Metazoa; Chordata; Actinopteri; Salmoniformes; Salmonidae
Product: podocalyxin-like protein 2
Exons: 9
Coding region: 368-2392 (674 amino acids)
Source: RefSeq, a predicted model, not a curated record
CAACUCGGAAAUUUCCGACUUGCACACUCGUUGAAGAAACAUGGUGCCGGAGCUUCCCACUUGGAAAAUAUCAGAAUAGACCAAUAACGUACAUACAUUUUUAACUCGGAGAUCCCGAGUUUCCGAGUUGUCUUGAAAGCACCAUAGUAGCCGCAUCUGUCAGUGCGAGCCUGUCUCCACACACACACAGCCCUGAGAGAGAUGCAGAUAAUCGUGAACCGGAGCAUCCAAGUUCAGACGCUUAUCACGCUUAGCGUUUUUCUUAACCAGCCAGUAUGCGAUGAGGUGCGUUCUCUCCGUCCGCUACAGCUGAAAACCAACGAGUAAUAACAGUUCUAAAUAGUCUGGACUUGUUUUCGCUGCAGUCAUGGCAGGCCUGCUUCGCCCGCUUUUAUUCCGCUCCACACUGUUGUUCCUACUGUCAUGUGACGCCCUGCUGAGUGAUGGGCCACCCACCCUGCUGUCCACCUCCCAGCCCUCCCAGCCCUCUCCUCUGUCCCUCAUGGACCUGGACCAAGAUGUGGAGGAGCAGCCUGAGAUGAUGACAGUUCCAGGCAGCCCUACCAAAGUACCAGGCCUAACCUCCCAGGGACAGGAGUCUUCAGGGUCGUUCCAUGACGACAACAAGCCUCUCCAGUCCUCUGUCCAUCUCUGGGAUGAUGUCAGAGACCAAGUCAACAUCACUGGUCUAGACAGGAAGUCCCUCAGAGGUUACAGUCAGACCCUCUCCCAGACCUCCACCUCUCCUAUGGAGGAACCCAGACAGGGAAAUCCCACCUCUCCCUUCAUGGAUGCGGUAGAGAGGCAGGAGCGGGAGCUAUGGGAGAUGGAGAGAGAGUCCAGCGGCCUCCCCCUGGAGGCUGGCUACGGCCAGAACCUUCCUACCCCCACCUCCAACACAACCUUCUCCAACACCACCACCUCCAACACCACCACCACCACCCCCACCUCCACCACCACCACCACCACCCCCACCUCCAACACCACCACCUCCAACACCACCACCACCACCACCCCCACCUCCAACACAACCAUCUCCAACACCACCACCCCCACCUCCAACACCCCCACCCCCACCACCCCUGCUGCUGACCCUCUGGUUCCUGUAGACUCAACCACCUUAGACCCCCAAUACGUCCCAGUGUACGGGGGUUCACAAUCAACUCCUGAAGACAGAGUGGAGGUAGAGGUAGCAGAUGAGGAGGAGGAGGAGGAGGAGGAGAGGGAGAGUUCCACCCCUGAGCCUGAUGCCUCCACCUCAAGACCAAACCUCCCAGAGGUGGGUGUCUUCCCCAGCCUUGGGCCUCUCCAGUCGGACAACACCCAUACAGAAGACCAGGAUGAGGUGGUGGAAGAGGACGAGGAGGCAGUGGUCCUUGGAGGACCUAGGAGUGACUCGGGAAGAGCAGGGAGAGGAGGGGAGAUCUCUCCGCUGACCACAGUCCCCUUGGCAUCUCUGGCGCCCACGGUCGACUUCACAGAGGAUUCAUGGGACCGUCUGGAGGACGAGGAGAUGUUCGCUGGGAAGGAGAUCCAGGAGAAGGAGCAGAGGCAGCAGCAGGAGAGGAGGCAGGAGGAGGAAAGGAGGAAUGAAGAGGAGGAGCAGGAGGUCAGGCAUGGAGGAACAGAGCUGUUAACAGAGGCAGAGCUCCUCCAUGGCGCUCACUUCUCACAGGAGAUACAGCAGGUGAUCUGUGUGGACUGGAGCGAUCUGGCUGGGAAGGGCUACGUCAUCCUCAACAUGUCAGACAACGUUGACUGUGAUGAGUUCCGUGUGGAGAGUGGAGACCGGCUCUUGGAGCUGCUAGAGACGGCCUUCUCUAGGAAGAUGAACAGUCCUCAGGGCUCCUGGCUCAUCUCUCUCUCUAAACCCACCAGACAGGACCACCAGCUGCUCAUCACACUGGCCAGCGAACACGGAGUUAUUGCCACCAAGGAUAUGUUGUCAAUGUUAGGAGAAAUCAGGAGAGGUUUACACGAGAUCGGUAUCCAGAACUACAGCAGUGCUAGUACCUGUCACUCCAGACCCAGUCAGACUCGUAGUGACUACGGGAAGCUGUUCGUGGUCCUGGUGAUCAUAGGUUCUGUCUGUGUGGUCAUCAUCGCAUCUGGUCUCAUCUAUAUCUUCUUGCAGAGACGCCUGCCUAAGAUCAAGACUAUGACUCGAGGCGAAGAAUUCCAUUUUGUGGAGAACGGCUGCCAUGACAACCCUACCCUGGAUGUGACGAGUGACGGGGGGGGGCAGCCAGAGAUGCAGGAGAAGAAACAUCGCCACGCCAACGGACUGACGUCCGGGUCUGGGGGGGAGGGAGGGAGUAGUGGCUGGCAGGUCCUGGUCAACAAACCUGGAGGGAAGGAAGAGGAUAAUAUGGAAGAGGAUACUCACCUUUAGUAGAGAGAAGAAGAGUGGAAGAGGAGAAGGAGGGUGGAAAAGGUAGCCCGGGUCCAGAUCUGUAUGUGUGUCUUGCCAACUUCUAUGGUCAUUGUCACAUUUGGCGUGGCAAGAUAGCACAAACAGAUCUGGGCGUCGGACUAGGCUAGAAAGAGUACUCACGAUGAAGACACAAAUCAUCAGUGUUGUGAAACUUGUGAAUGCAUCGGCUGUCAAAUUAUACCGAGCAAAAAUAUAAACGCAACAUGUAAAGUGUUGGUCCCAUGUUUCAUGAGCUGAAAUAAAGAAUCCCAGAAAUGUUCCAUACGCACAAAAAGCUUAUUUCUCUCAGAUUUUGUGCACAAAUUUGUUUAUAGUGCUGCUAGUGAGCAUUUCUCCUUUGACAAAAUAAUCCAUCCACCUGACAGGUGUGACAUAUCAAAAAGCUGAUUAAACAGCAUGAUCAUUGAACAGGUGCAGCUUGUGCUGGGGACAAUAAAAGGCCACUCCAAACCAGAGCUCUUGCCAGAGAAUUGAAUGUUAAUUUCUCUACCAUAAGCCACCGUCAACGUCGUUUUAGAGAAUUUGGCAGAAUGUCCAACCGGCCUGAAAACCGCAGACCACGUGUAACCAUGCCAGCCCAGGACCUCCACGAGAUCAUCUGAGACCAGCCACCCAGACAGCGAUGAAACUGAGGAGUAUUUCUGUCUGUAAUAAAGCCCUUUUAUGAGGAAAAACUCAAUCUUAUUGGCUGGGCCUUGCUCCCCAGUGGGUGGGCCUGGCUCCCAAGUGGGUGGGCCUAUGCCCUCCCAGGCCCACCCAUGGCAGCGCCCCUGCCCAUUCAUGUGAAAUCCAUACAUUAGGGUCUAACGAAUUCAUUUAAAUUGACCGAUUUCCUUUAUAUGAACUGUAACUCAGUAAAAUCUUUGAAAUUGUUGCAUGUUGCGUUUAUAUUUUUGUUCAUUACAGAAAGACGAAGUAUAGUAAUCAUAAGUCACUUAAACAACUUAUUAAAGCAACUUAGACGUUUUAUCAAUUGACUAUGAUUAUAUGAUAUGGAUCAUCUACUCUACUGUCCUUUUUUUUGUCAACUAAGCAUCUAUUACUUAACACUGUACAGCUACAGGGACUUUUCAGAAUAAUGAAACAUUGAUAUUGAAGCAAAUAGAGGUGGUAUCCCUCUGUGACGUGUAUGAAUGUUUGUAGUUGAACUACUGAAGUUAGAAUAUUGUAUUUAUUUUAACAUGUUGAAUGCAGAGUUAAAUGCUUUGUGCUAGCUAUUCUUUAUUAUGUAAAGUUGGAAUGGCUUCUCUGUAUCUGGUCUGUUUCACACUGAUCUUAGUUCAAAGUCACACAAUCAUUUGGAAGCGUCCAUUAUUCCCAGCCUCCUUACAAUCAAGACUGAUUUGUCAAAAUAACUUGCUUGGUUGCCUGAUCUGAUUGCUUUAGCAAGUCAUCUCUGGCUGCUGUGGCAUGGUAACAAACAAGGGAUUGGCUAAAGCACAGUCACAUCUGGUAACCAGGAUGCAAAACAACAGAGGCUGGACAUGUUUAUGAUGCUUCCCUUUGAAUAAAAAAAACCAAACCCACCUACAAUUAUAUAUAUAUAUGAAUUUAUCAUAAGCACAGCGAAUAAUGUUUUGGGCUAUUUACUGUAGAAGGCCUGUAAAUAUGAAUGUAAAGUCAUGCUGCUAGUAUUUCUGCUGAGGCACUGAAGCUAAUGACAUACUGUAGUUUAAAUAUAUAUUAUCUGCCUGACAGUAUUGUCUCUGCUUCAAAAUGGUGGGAUAUGUUUUUUUAGUCUGCAGUCAGCUAUAGAGCUCAGAUCUUUUUUUGAGAGAGAUCACUAUCACCAAGAUGGCUCACAUCUCUCAUAGCGUACACUGUGCUUAGCCUAGAAGUGUUUGAAACGCUUAAAUCCGUAAUACAAUCUAAAACUGUGUUGUGUGUGUGUGAAAUCAUCCAAAGAAAAGUCUAAUCUUAUAUGGUAGGGAUAAGCUACUAAACACAGGUGGCUGGUGGGACCUUAUUUGGGGAGGACGGGCUCAUAGUAAUGGCAUGAACAGAAGAAAACACCUGGUUUCCAUUUACUCUAUUCCAGAAAUUAUGAGCCGUGUUCCCCUCUGCAACCUCCUGUGGUACUAAACGAACACUUUACCCUCCUGUUUGUUUUAUUUUGCACUAGACAAGCAGAUAGCCACAAUGUGCUCUUUAAAAUAUGUAUUGGACGGUUGACCUCUCCAGGGUCGUGUUCAUUAGGCACCAAACGGAAGAAAACUGACAAUCAGGGAAGGACUACUUGGUUCUGGUCCAAUAACAAAAACGUUCGUAAAAAACUAUUUAAAGCAUUUUACAUUGCGUUCCCUAAUGAACACGACCCAUGAAUGUUCAGAGUAGGUCCUGAUGUUCAGGAUUGGUGGGUCUGAACUCAGUCUCUUUGUCAUUAUUAAUGGAAAAUCUCAAUUGAAAGUGUUGUGGUCCAGGACUAGGCUUAUUGGAAACCAGCCGUAGGUCUGUGUGUGGGCAGCUCCUUGUAUUGCUCCUGCACUGUUGUCUCUAUCAUAUGAGCUCAGUGGCGUUAAAAUGUCAAGUUUCUCCUAUGUCAUUUGUAUAAGAAUUAUCCGCAGGUUCCAUUGCUAACACCGAGUGAGAGUCGGCUGGAGAGAAGUUUGGAAGUAUAAUGUAUCUUUGUUAUUUUGAUUUUACAAAUGUACAUUAUUUUGUGUGAAACGUUUUUUUAAAUUUAUGUAAGUUUUAAUUUUUCACUGUUUUGUUAUCUAUGUAUCAUGUAAUGUAUGGAAAAAUAAACAUUUGUGAAAUGCU